AUGGCCGACACCUCAAGUCUCAUAGAUCUCGAAGAAGAACAUGUGUUUACUCCUUUGGGCGAGUGGGGCGGUAAAAUUGGCGAAUUGGCAAAAGAAAAUGUGAUCGCUCUAUCAAAAUCCUUCAGACCAAUCCUAAGACCGAUACUCAACGACGUGCUAGGCAACAGCGACCCGCAAGAUGAGAUUUUUCGGUUACUCUCACGCUUACAAGCUUUUAACUCGACAUUCAAUUUUGCAGAAAAUGGAUGUACCGACUGUUAUGAUAUAAUAGCGAAUCACAUAGCCGAGAAAGAGGUGAACAGUUAUAGAUCAAGUAUACAGUCGAUGCGAUUCUACGGAAAGAAGCGACCUUCCAGUGGAGACAUCGGUCAGGUUGCCGACGAACAUGUAAACAACAACCACCCACGAACGAAAACCAUUAGUAACAAUAUGCGAAAUAAUUAUAAUCACAAUAAUAUUACCUCUUUCUUUAACAACCAUUAUGAUAACAAAAGGAGUUUAACUCCUCCGAACAAUCGUUGCAUCAACUAUUACCAUCGGAAUCGGUGUCAUGAAUACUAUGGAAAUGAUCGAAACAACGGAUCAUUGUUCUGUAAUCUCAAUAUUCUUGGUCACUCCAAUGGUGAGAGUAAGGUUGGCGAGAACGUGACCAACCGUGACAAUCACAGGUCCGCUCAUCCACAGAAUAGUUUGAGAAGUUCAAAGGAUUCGGUGAACGGAAUAGAUUUGGGCAUGCUGGGUAGUGGUGUGGUCGACGUGGAGUGCGCAUCAUAUGACUCCUCUACCUUGGGUCCAUGGUGA
This is a messenger RNA of Acaulospora morrowiae, 801 nucleotides long. The record is from the annotation of a GenBank genome assembly. Lineage: Eukaryota; Fungi; Glomeromycota; Glomeromycetes; Diversisporales; Acaulosporaceae.